Messenger RNA from Trichomonas vaginalis G3, 774 nucleotides. Its product is annotated as phage fiber proteins family. NCBI's taxonomy places the organism in Eukaryota, Parabasalia, Trichomonadida, Trichomonadidae. The coding region runs from base 1 to 774 and encodes 257 amino acids. The record is from RefSeq and is a predicted model, not a curated record. The transcript has a single exon.
AUGAGAGAAUUUGUGAAGAGAAGUAGAAAGCGAGACGGUUCUGCAAGAAGUUAUAUUUACGAAGCAAGUAUGAUAUUAGAAGGUCGUGGAAAGAAAGAAACAGUGAAUUAUGAGGAAGUGCUUGAAAAAUUCAUGGAGUACAUGGGAAGCAAUAUAACAUACAACAAAGACAUAUACAGUGAGUUUAAGUACUACUGUGAACAGCAUGAGAUUGAAGUAAUGAGUAAAGGAGACUUUGAAACGCUUAUGAAAGACAGUAAGGAGGUCGUUCAUGAGAACAGUGUUGAAAUAGUUCAUGAGAACAGUGAGGAGGUCAUACAUGAAUGCAAUGAUGAAAUAGUUCAUGAGAACAGUGAGGAGGUCAUACAUGAAUGCAAUGAUGAAAUAGUUCAUGAGAACAGUGAGGAGGUCAUACAUGAAUGCAAUGAUGAAAUAGUUCAUGAGAACAGUGAGGAGGUCAUACAUGAGAACAGUGUUGAAAUAGUUCAUGAGAACAGUAAGGAGGUCAUACAUGAAUGCAAUGAUGAAAUAGUUCACGAUGUCGUUCGUGAAGAAGCCAUUGCAACAAAGAAUGAGAUAAAGGAUUUCAUAGAACUUAACAAGGAGGAGUUUAAAGAAGGCUAUGAAGUGAAAAGAUGUGAAGAAGAUUUCUUGGCGUAUUUGAAGAAAAAGAGACUAAAGCCAAUGGCUCAAAAUAAGUUUCAAUCGAUGUUUGAAAAGAAACGUUUGAGCUAUGGUGGUGUAAGAAGCACAUAUUACUUUGUUAAGAAGUGA